Messenger RNA from Mycosarcoma maydis (corn smut), 2220 nucleotides. RefSeq lists its product as uncharacterized. NCBI's taxonomy places the organism in Eukaryota, Fungi, Basidiomycota, Ustilaginomycetes, Ustilaginales. The record is from RefSeq and is a predicted model, not a curated record. Bases 1 to 2220 code for a protein of 739 amino acids. The transcript has a single exon.
AUGGGAGUUUCAAGCACAGCGAGACUUCCCUCGCUAGGUGCACAAUCCAUCCCGCCCCUCUUUAGCCAUCUCCAGCACACGUCAAACGCCAAAGUUGUCGCUCGAUGGAGUAUCACCAUCCGAUCGUUCCGCGCUAUCCCUGUCCCAACCAACGCCUGGCCACCGGCCAAUGAAUUUGACUCUUCCUUUUCGCCGAUACCAUCCCAAGCUGCUUCGGUCACUGCCGGUCAAAACACGACUUCUUCAUCUGGAUCGUCAGCCGCAGCGCAGUACAGUGGACCUACCUCGAGUGGAGGAGCAGGGUCGUCCGCAUCAGGCGCUCCACCGCUGACCAAGCCAAGGACCAUGUGGCAAGUACAGCUAUCGGAUCAUCCUGGAGUACUAUUUGUCAUUGUUGAAGACUCCGGCAGGUCUUCUCGCGCAAAAGUGUGGCGCGAUUGGGAACUAUCCACAAAACAAUGGAAGAAGCAGAAGCGCCGCGAGAACGCAGCGAGGCGCGAGAAGGAACAGAAAGCAGUACGAGACAAAGCGCAGCUUGAACUCAAUGCUGCUGUCCAUAGUACAACUGCUGCAGCAGAUCUCAGCGAGAUCAAGUCAAAUGAGCAGACAGAAGCACAGGAUCACAAGCACGUAGCUGUCAAGGAGUCGGCAGAGCCUAUGGACGAAGAUGCACCCACCUCACUCAUAACGGACGGUGAUGCCAAAACCGAUUCUGAAUUCACCUUCUCACAAAAUACAGCUGGAUCGCAGCAGGUAGAAGCUGGAAUACCUGCAUUAGACACGACGGUCAGCAUGGAGCAAGCGAUCACGGAGCCAGCUGGACCAAGACCGAAACUGCAACUUCCCUCACACACACGCUACACGGCCUCAGCAAUCACCUCAUCCAUGUCAGCCAUGCUUUCUAGCCUGAACCUUCCACCGCCACAUGGUGCUCCUGUUGGAACAGCAGGACCAGGCGCUUGGGUUCCGCGUGGUGCGGCUGUAUCAAUCGAAGGCCUAGUCCUCGAAAUCAACAGUCAGAGCCUCAACGCGCUUCCCGGUAUCUCGCCCUCCCUCGCAUCUCUUUCGACGACCGAAGAUGCAGCUUUGAUCACAAGCAGCACCGAAGCGGGCGCAGGUGGCGCAGGGAGGGGAGGAGCGGACUGGCGUGUCAGAGUAGGCAGCGUGGUGGGCGGAGGUGGUCGGAGUGCAGGCGCAAUCAUCGAAGCCGAGUUCUUGCCCGCAUCAACACUUCUGCCAACGUCCAAGUUCAUGCAUGACUUUUUGUUUUCGCUCUUCCCUCCAGGAUUCAUACCCGUUCCGCCGCCUGCUGCAUCUGUUCCUGCUGCUGGUAUUCCCAAUGUGGCCUCGUUACAUGGGUCAGCGGCUGCAUCGCAAACAGGAAGCGCCGUCGGCACUCCGAGAAUUAACAACGCAACGCUUGGCACGAUACCGACGUCGAAUGGCAAUGCACUGUCCACGAGCGCAGUCACAAGCGGAUCCGGAUUCAGCUACACCAUUGGAGGCAGUGCUGGUGCUAGCGCUGCGCCUAAUCGCCACCUGAACAUUCCAGUGGUGUCGGACCAGCUGUGGGAAGAAGUGGUGCCACAAUCAGGCGAGGGGUGGAGGAGACGCGUGGUGAAAAGGUCGCGUCAAAUGACACUUACAGCACGCGCGCAGCGGCGCCAGCGGAAGGAAGGAGCUAAGCCAUCGACGGCACACAACGGUCGAGUUGCGCAGGACAACUCCGGAAGCACGGACGUGUUUGGCUGGCACACAUUUGGGUCGGAUGACGAGGAAGAUGCCUCGACCACAGCUCACAUGAACGGCGACUGGCAAGACCAGGAUGACUCGCAAGUGUCUUCGUCAGACUCGGAGACCGAGCCGACGCUCGAUAGCAGCUCAGGUGCAGUAACAGGUGCAGGCGGACUGACAGGAACCGCAGUGACAAUGCAGCAAGUGGACGAAGCCGAUGACGAUGAUGACGAUGACCGACCACUCGGUGCGCCCAUCUGGUCGAAUGCCAAUCGCACACCGGCGACGAGUACGACGAAUCCCACUGCAGCACCAGCAACUCCGCCAGGCGCGACCAAGAAGGAGGACACAGCUCAGCUCAUCUUUCAAGGCCUUCGACCAGACGAAGCCGACAGCACGGCAGAGGACGGAUGGUCAGGCAUCGAAAGAGGUCGUCGUAUCGCAUUCCAGUAUGUCCAGAUGCUGCGUGCUGAAGGCAUCAUAUAG